Messenger RNA from Lobosporangium transversale, 471 nucleotides. Its product is annotated as ubiquitin-conjugating enzyme/RWD-like protein. Lineage: Eukaryota; Fungi; Mortierellomycota; Mortierellomycetes; Mortierellales; Mortierellaceae. The annotation marks the transcript as partial. The record is from RefSeq and is a predicted model, not a curated record. The transcript is spliced from 4 exons.
AUGUCAGGAAUCGUAGAAAAGCGGAUUUUGAUUCGCAUGAGAAAAGAACUUCGAGAUUUGGAACGCUCGCCUCCAGAGGGCGUCAUCUGUUAUCCUUUGGACGACAACAUUAUGCAUCUACAAGCGGAAAUUAGAGGCCCAAAGGAUACGCCCUAUGCUGACGGCACUUUUAAGCUCGACAUUCAUAUUCCUGAGAAAUACCCCCUGGAACCGCCUCGUUGUCAGUUCUUGACUAAGGUCUAUCAUCCUAAUAUUGACGAUGAGGGGCGUAUCUGCCUUGAUAUCCUCAAAAGUCCACCCAAAGGCAAAUGGGGCCCCGCCAUCAGUAUCCCAACUAUGCUAACCUCUUUAGUAGUUCUACUUGGAGACCCUAAUCCGGAUGACCCUUUGCUAGCGGACAUUGCGAGUGAGUUUAAGGAAAACAAGGAGUUGUUCAUCCACAAAGCGCGGGAAUACACGAGGCGAUAUGCA